Peromyscus leucopus (white-footed mouse) is the source of this 745-nucleotide messenger RNA. RefSeq names its product splicing factor 3b subunit 5 (gene Sf3b5). Lineage: Eukaryota; Metazoa; Chordata; Mammalia; Rodentia; Cricetidae. The coding region runs from base 158 to 418 and encodes 86 amino acids. The transcript has a single exon. The record is from RefSeq and is a predicted model, not a curated record. Gene Ontology annotation, biological process: mRNA splicing, via spliceosome. Gene Ontology annotation, cellular component: precatalytic spliceosome; U2 snRNP.
CCGGUGGCGUCUUUCUCCCGCGCCUGCGCUGGUGGAGGUUCCGUGUCGCCGGUAGCGGUUCCUUGCGGCGGCGGUGUCUUCCGUCUCCUUUGAACGCUGAGAGCUGCAGCCUUCUGCUCUGCGGGCCUGAUCUCGAAGCCCAGAGCGACGCGGCGAGAUGACGGACCGGUACACCAUCCACAGCCAGCUGGAGCAUCUGCAGUCCAAGUACAUCGGCACGGGCCACGCCGACACCACCAAGUGGGAGUGGCUCGUGAACCAGCACCGGGACUCCUACUGCUCCUACAUGGGCCACUUCGACCUCCUCAACUACUUCGCCAUCGCCGAGAAUGAGAGCAAGGCGCGCGUGCGCUUCAACCUGAUGGAGAAGAUGCUGCAGCCCAGCGGGCCGCCGGCCGACAAGCCCGAGGAGAACUGAGGCGAGCGCUGACCAGGCUUCCCCGCCGGCCAAGCCCUGGACCCCCUCCUCCUCCUCCUCGAGCUCCCUCCUUGAUGCGUGGUCGUCCUGUGCUGUGUGGUCUUCCUUCGUCUCGGGCCUGCCUACCCGCGGACGAUUCCCAACGAGUCGCCGAGAGAGAGAGAGACUGUCGUCGGGACCCCUGGGGACUGUGCGGGAGGAGCGGUGCUGGAACCGGCAAGCGCGGGAGAAGACGGCACGGGAGUGUUGACGCGUUUCGAGUCCGUUUUUUCCCCCCAUAGUUGGUUGUCGUUCUUAACGUUUUUAUAAAGUUUAAGGUUUAUCUUA